AAGAGAUAAAAAGAUGAAGCAAGUCUUAUAGAAAAAGUGUAUAUAAGCGCAGGAAUGCAGGGUGUACCGAAUGUUUCAUUGCAUUGAUUUCUUGCAAGUUUUCCACACUCCACAACUAUAUACUAGAAACAACCCCAAAUCUGACCCAACUCCGAUCAUACAACCCUCAAGGAGAGUCUCCGAUUUGAAUAUGGACAUGGACCUCGAUCAAACUUCCCACCGCAACAAAGAUGGAAAACCCGUUUUGGUAAUCUUAGUUGGACCGCCUGGGAGCGGGAAAUCUACCUUCUGUGAAGAGGUUAUGCGUUCCUCAUCUCGCUCUUGGCUUCGCGUUUGUCAGGACACUAUUGGAAAUGGUAAAGCAGGAAAUAAAGCUCAAUGUUUAAGUAGUGCAGCCAGAGGAUUAAAGGAUGGGAAGAGUGUAUUCAUUGACAGGUGCAAUCUUAACAGAGAACAGCGAUCAGAUUUUGUAAAGCUUCAGGGUGAAACCCAAAUAGAUAUGCAUGCAGUUGUACUUGAUCUUCCUGCUAAGCUUUGUAUUUCUCGAUCUGUUAAACGAUCUGGGCAUGAAGGAAAUUUGCAGGGUGGAAAAGCUGCUGCAGUUGUAAAUAGAAUGCUUCAAAAUAAAGAGCUGCCCAAAUUAAGUGAAGGCUUUAACAGAAUAACAUUUUGUCAGAGUGAGAGUAAUGUCAAAGAUGCUAUUGAUACAUACCAAAAACUCGGGCCACUGGAUAACCUUUCACAUGGCUGCUUUGGUCAGAAAAAUCCAGAUUCCAAAAUCCAAUCUAGUAUAAUAAAAUUCCUGAAAAAGGUAGAGGUCCCAGUUGAUACUGCAUCUAAAGAAAAUAGCAUUAGAGACUCUAAUUCCAAGACUCCUGGGCAAAGUGAUCCCCCCUGCAAAGAUAUGGAAAAAAUUCCAUCAGCACAUGACAAUUCCAAGUCAGGGUCAAAGGAAAUUGAAGGCCAGGCUGAUAAAUCUUCCGGUUCCUGUCACAAUCAAGUCUCUUUGGAUGAUACUCCAACUCUGGCAUUUCCAUCUAUUUCAACAUCUGAUUUCCAAUUCAACCAUGACAAGGCAGCUGAUAUUAUUGUUGAGAAGGUCACAGAGUACGCAAAUAAGGUGGGGAAUGCAAGACUUGUUCUAGUUGAUUUGACACACAAGUCAAAGAUUUUGUCCUUAGUUAAAUCCAAAGCAGCAGAAAAGAACAUUGACACCCAAAAGUUCUUCACCCAUGUUGGAGACAUCACUCGCCUUUAUUCCACAGGAGGUUUGCGCUGUAAUGUCAUAGCUAAUGCUGCCAACUGGAGGCUAAAACCUGGUGGUGGUGGUGUUAAUGCAUCAAUUUUUGAUGCCGCAGGUCCUGAACUGGAGUCUGCAACCAAAGACAAAGUAAAGACUCUUUCACCUGGGAAUGCUGUUGCUGUCCCUUUACCUUCAUCUUCUCCUUUGUUCAUAAGAGAAGGUGUGACCCAUGUAAUACAUGUCCUUGGACCUAAUAUGAAUCCACAAAGACCAAAUUGUCUGAACAAUGAUUAUGAAAAAGGCUGCAAAGUUCUCCAAGAUGCUUAUGCAUCCCUAUUUGAAGGUUUUGCAUCAAUUGUUAAGAAUCAGGUACAGCAAAACGAAAACAUUGGAAAAAAGUCUCUGGAAUUGCAGGAUCAGUCUGAACAGCAUUCCAGAAAUCAUUCCCCAAACACUGAUCAAAAGAGUAAGAGAGAUGCUGAUCAUGGGUUGGUAAAAAGCAAGAAAUACAAGGGAAGUCAAGAUGCUUUUGACACAACCUUUACAGGUUCUAGGGAUGAAAAGGUAGAUUCAGAGCAUAAAAGAAGCGACGGGAGUACGAGGAAGGCAUGGGGAUCAUGGGCUCAAGCUCUUCACCAAAUAGCUAUGCACCCUGAAAAGCAUAAGGAUGGCUUGCUUGAAAUUUCAGAAGACAUUAUUGUUUUGAACGAUAUGUAUCCUAAGGCACAGAAGCAUGUUCUGAUCUUGGCACGGACUAGAGGUCUUGAUUGCCUGUCAGACGUACACAAUGAGCACCUUUUGGUGUUGAAAAGGUUGCAUGCAGUGGGUUUAAAAUGGGCUGAGAAAUUCUUAAGCGAGAAUGCUUCACUGGUAUUUCGCCUUGGAUAUCACUCGGUUCCGUCAAUGCGACAACUACAUUUACAUGUUAUUAGCCAGGACUUUGAAUCAAAACAUUUGAAGAAUAAGAAGCAUUGGAACUCGUUUAACACUGCAUUCUUUCGUGACUCGGUGGAUAUAAUUGAUGAGGUAUCUAAUCAUGGAAAAGCAACAUUGAAAGAUGACGACAAGCUACUGUCUAUGGAGUUGAGGUGCCACAGAUGUAAAAGUGCGCAUCCAAACAUACCCCGCUUAAAAUCACAUAUUAGUAGCUGCCAAUCACCCUUUCCUGCUUUCCUACUUGAAAACGGGCGAUUGGUUGGUGCAUGAACCUGGUAAGCCCCUUCUCCAUAAAAGGAAAAGAAAUAUAAAUAUAUAAGUAGAUUUUGACUUGGUCAAAAAGAGAAAUAUCUAAUGUUACCGUGCUAACUGUUUACAAAUUGCUGGUCAAUCGCCCAACUUUGCUUCGGGGACACACCGCAGUGCUUGGGGAGGUAUUCUUGGUAAAAUUAGCAAGGAGUUAACAAAAGAAUAGUUAUUAUGUAUGAAUAGAAACUUAAUUUGUCGAUUUUUUUUUCUCUUUCUAUUCUAAAUAUCUAGAGUUCAGCUGGGAGUUUAGUAAAGAUUGACUAAUUUUAUGUUUUAGAUAGGGAUUAAACUUUGGUACUGGCAGAACAAAUUGACUUUAACUUAAGUAUAUUAACCACUUGCAUCUAA
Molecule: messenger RNA, 2836 nt
Organism: Lathyrus oleraceus (garden pea)
Lineage: Eukaryota; Viridiplantae; Streptophyta; Magnoliopsida; Fabales; Fabaceae
Product: transcription factor bHLH140
Exons: 6
Coding region: 71-2449 (792 amino acids)
Biological process (GO): single strand break repair
Cellular component (GO): nucleus
Molecular function (GO): single-strand break-containing DNA binding; double-stranded RNA binding; single-stranded DNA binding
Source: RefSeq, a predicted model, not a curated record